CGCCGUCUCCACCACCCGAAGUCGCGAACCAAAUCUUCCUUCGCUGAUGGCGCCACUCCUCCCCCAAGCGGUCCCCAAAACCUUCGCACCACCGAUUCCCCGCGCUCGCCACCGCCUCGCGCCGAGACCGCCCUGCGCCGCCGCCUUCCUCCGCGGGCUGUUCCCCGCCCGCCCGCCGCCGGCGAAGGCCGAACUCCUCCGCCUCAUCGCCGACCAGGGCCGCGGCCUCGAGACGCAGUCCGACCCCGCGCGCCUGGCCGACAUCGUCUCCUGCAUCGACGCGCUCGCCGCGGUAUCCCCCGGCGCGGACACCGUCUCCGACGCCGCCAAGCUGUCCGGGACCUGGCGCCUGCUCUGGACCACCGAGCAGGAGCAGCUCUUCAUCGUGCGCAACGCCCCCUUCUUCCGCACCGCCGCCGGCGACGUGCUCCAGGUCAUCGACGUCCCCGGCGGCGCGCUCAACAACGUCAUCACGUUUCCGCCCUCAGGCGCGUUUGUUGUCAAUGGCGUCAUCGAGGUCCAGCCGCCCCAGCGAGUCAAUUUUAGGUUCACACGCGCUGCGCUGAGAGGAAACAACUGGGAGGUACCUUUUCCACCGUUUGGGAAAGGAUGGUUUGACACUGUCUAUUUGGAUGAUGACAUACGGGUCGCCAAGGACAUAAGAGGGGACUAUUUAGUAGUUGACCGUGCUCCAUAUUCUUGGGAUGGAUAGUGUCUGAAGUUCAAAGCUGACCAAAAGAACACUUGGAGAACCUUAUGCUUUCCCAGCUUUGACUUCACAUUUUUACUAUGCCAUUUCUUUUCCUGUACAUUGUUUUUUUUUCUACGGAUACUAUGUGGUAAGUCUGACUCAUGCUGUACUCGCUGUAAGAUAUUCUCCAAAGAAAUUGAUAAAUCAAGUUGAUAUUGUCCGUAUAUGUUUACCUAUGUGAAAGAACACCAACUUGCUCAAGUAUAUUAGCUGCUUUGAGUUGAUGAUGCUGUGGAUAAGGCUCUAAAGUACUUUGAGUACAUAAUGAAAUGGUCAAGAAGGAUCCCACACUUCUACUUGUUGAACUUGGUAUUGCAUUGUUAUGGCCCAGCCAUGGACUUAUUGACAAUUGCAGUUUAUUUUGCUAGUGUUACUUUGCUUGUUGGCUUUAACUUAAAAGUACUGGGUACACCAUAGCUUUAAUUGUUGGUUUUGUGCAUGUGACGUAUGCUCUCAUGCAAUCAGGUCAAUGAAUACAAUCAUCUAUGUAAGGGUAGUAGCAGCAGCAUUGCUUUCUUGAAACCCAACUUUGCUUUGGGAAAAGUAGCAAAUCUUAUGUUGAAAGAUAAGAUUCAGGAUCUAUAAUCACUUACCAUUUGACAACUAAUUGUAGGAGUGUGUCUCAGAUGCAAUUAUUUUUUACUAGACCUCUGCCAGUCAGGGGAUCAUACUGCCGGUCUCGGACUUCAUGUUCAAAUGUUGUACCUGUGGAGUCCAAAUGGCAUGUGCAGUGCAGUGACUCUGCUCUGCAGAAGUAAUUUUUUUGUGAGGUUCUUUGCUAUUCAUCAGAAGUCAGGGAAUGGAUCUGUUUUGCAAUAGAUCAAUUGAACAUCACCGCUAUAUGAUAUUUGAGGUUCUGAGUCGCAGUCGCACAGCAUUGGGAGGGUUUCGGGGGACAGGUUGGACCAUGACCCCCGGGCCAGGCUAUAUAGUGUUGCAGCAUAUUCUGUACUGUAUAGGGUUCGGUAUUGUGUGCAGAAAGAGCUGGCCUACCAAGCACUGCAGCCUGGAGCCAUUUCAAUCAGAACACGAUGGCUUCCUUCCGGAAACAGACCUCUCCAUGGCCCUGCCCAAGUGCUAAUGUCCGGAUGAUCAACAACUCUGAUGAUUGUUGAGAAGGAUAUGAGAGGAGCUGCCCGAGCAGCUUGCCCAUUCAAUCAUGAAAUUUGCACUUUGUAAGCGGAGAUGUUCUUGAACUUGAUUGGCUGCUCACAGGAUUACAACUAUUCACUCUAUUCCCACUCCAGCAAAGGAAGCUCCAGUUACAGCCGCCCAGUCUCAUGUUUCUCAGAAUCCCAACAGACAUUGAAGCACCCAAAUUCGCACCAACAGGGAAAUAUUCAGCUAAAUCAGCAUACGAGAAAUGUUGCAAACCUGUUGGGAUCGUGGCUUAGAGGUUACUGUCCACAUCUUAAACCUUGGAAGAGGAUCUGGAAGAGCUGGGCACCCGGUAAGUGUAAAUUCUAAGAAGGGUGUAGUACCAGUCACUAGUACAAAAAGGCCCUUUUUUCAUGUGGUUGGUCGCACAUAACAAAUGUUGAAUGCCUGAUAGGCUUGCUAAGAGAGGUUUACCGCACCCUGAACAUUGUCCAUUUUAAGUAAUCAAGAAGAGGAGACAAUCAAUCACCUGCUACUA
This is a messenger RNA of Panicum virgatum (switchgrass), 2387 nucleotides long. Its product is annotated as probable plastid-lipid-associated protein 11, chloroplastic. The record is from RefSeq and is a predicted model, not a curated record. NCBI's taxonomy places the organism in Eukaryota, Viridiplantae, Streptophyta, Magnoliopsida, Poales, Poaceae. The transcript has 9 exons. Bases 47 to 712 code for a protein of 221 amino acids.